UUAAUGUUUUUUUUGAUGUUUUAUCUUAAAAUUCAUACUUAAAACAAUUAAGAUUCGUGUAAAGAAAAGUCACAAUUUGCGUUUUAUUGAUGUUGGGGCCUGAUUUAGUAAAUUAUGAUAUUUUUUUAUGUUGCGUAACCUUAGCCACAUGAAAUUUAACCUCAAAUUCAGCAAAACAUGUCAACAAAUCGAUGAUUUGGCGCCAAGUAUUGUGUAUUGUGUUUUAGUGCAGUUUUUAGAAUGUUAACUAAGCAAAAAAUGAUUUAGAAACAAUGAAGGACCCAACUCCGACUAAGACCGGUAAAAAAUUAUCCAAGAAAAACAAGCAAUCAAAUGAGGGUACCCCCCAAACUCUCUCCAAUGGGCCCCCCGCGUCCUCCACAAUCAACGCAUUUCAAUUUAUGAUGAACAGCAGACAUCGGAGUAUCGGGGGGAAUUCUCCUGGGCGUGAAAUUGACUCAAAUGACUCGGAAACAGCCUCAGUUAAAAGUGUCUUAAAGGAGAGGAAAAGUCGGUUUGAGAGUUGGGCGGAGGCCAAGGGGGCUGCCAAACGUAAAAGAGAAUAUGAGGAAAUCGGCAACUGCAUCACUUCCAAGCUCGAAAAAAGAGGAAAACGGUUGAAAAAGUUAUUGAAUAUUGAUUGUCAAAGUGACGAUGAAGUUGUCACUAAAAGGAGGAGCAAAUGUGUUGUCAUUGACAGUGACAGUGAAAACGAGGCACCAGAUUGUGUUCAAUUGACACCAAAUGUCAAAAAGUGGAAAUUUAAGAUCAAGUUGGCUAUAGACAAGAAAGCGUCUGUUGAAAAUGCCUCUGUCAACAACGAACCAAGUGCUGAAAAUGCCUCCGUCACUGUUGAAAAUGCCCCUGUCAACACCCAGGCAAGUGCUGAUGAUGCGUCUCUCGCUGUUGAAAAUUCCCCUGUCAUUGACAAUGCCUCUGUCAAUCCGCAGUCUAGUGACAGUGGCAUUGACGUCGUCGAAGUUGACAUAGACCCAGCCAACUCUGUUUCCGACGAAAAUGCCUCACGGAGAGUAUUACGAGAACGAAAACCGAAGAAAUACGAUGUUUUUUUUUUACUUUCUGAUUCUGACGAUGAGAAGAAAAGGAAGAAGAAGAUGAAAGUGGCACCAGUUUUCUUAAAAGCUGUGCCUAAACCGAAAUUAGAUCCGGAAGCAAUGGAAGCAAAAAGACAGUUUUUGAUGAGUGGUAUUCCUUCUUCAUUGAAGAAAGAAAUAGAAAAAUUGCAAUUUACUGAAGAGCCGGAUUUUGAUGUUUUUCCGAUUGUAAGUCACGUCCAGCAAAUAUCUAAGGAUAAUAUUUUUUGGGAUUUACCCAAAGUUGAUUUAAAAUUGACAAGUCUAGACGAAAAAAAGCAAAUUAUGCCUUCUGUUAUUGACAAUUUGCUCAAUAUUAGCGAUGGUGAAAAGAAAAUUUUCCAAGAGCAAUUUGUGGCCCCAAAGAAAAUAACGAAUUUAAAAAUAGUUAUCAAAGAAAUAAAAUUACAGAAUCCCAAUUAUCCGGUUUAUAAGACAUUUAAUUCGUUGUAUGAGAAAAGCGGUUAUAAAAUUGAAACAGUGAAAGAGGUAACGCCAAAACGUCGCGGUCGUAAAAAGAAAAAUCCCCUAGAAAAACCCCCAGAAAUUGCGGUAAAAACCGGUGAAAAUCACCAACACACGAUGUGGACCGAAAAAUACCGAGCGAGGACCUCUCUCGACAUAAUCGGCAAUCACAAAGUCGUCUCAUCUUUAAAAGCCUGGCUUUCCCAUUGGUCCCUUAAAGAAAACAAAAGACGCAACAGCGAAUCAGAUUUCGACAUUACCGACAGCGAUAGUCGCGAUAGUACCACAUCCGGCAACACUGUAAUUCUCAAGGGACCCCCCGGAAGUGGCAAAACUUCGUCCAUUUACGCCGUUUGCAGCGAACUCGGCUACAACAUCCUCGAAGUCAACGCAUCGAGUAAACGGACCGGUAAACGUCUCAUUCAAGAGUUACAAGAAGCCACCCAAUCGCAUCAAGUUAAGAAAAAACAAAACACGAGCAAAUGCGUCCUAUUGGUCGAAGACGUGGACGUGGUUUUCGACCAGGAUGAGGGUUUCAGUGCUGCCCUCUCGCAGAUAAUGUCAACGAGUAAACGACCAAUUGUUUUAACAACGACCGAUGAGCCAUCUAGCGCCAUCCAAAGAAUCAUAAACGAUUGUCGGGUGUUUCAUUUCUCGCCUUUGACGUCAAUUUUGACAGUUUGGUUACAAAUUUUGUGUUUGAUUGAAGGUUAUUUUGUCAAAAUUGAGUCACUUGGGGAGUUACUAGCGUAUAAUAGGGGCGACAUCAGACGGACUUUGUUGCAAUUACAACUGUGGGUCACAUCGGGUGGUCAACCUGACGGAAAUCAUGUUGGUAGCACUGGCGGUGACACUAGUGUGUCAAUUGAUAUAGAAGACGAUCCAAACUUGUUCGGUUUGGACACAGAGGGCGCUAGUGACGCGAUUCAAACACAUUCGAAUUGUGUGGGUCAGGUCUUGACCAAUUUUAAGUCGUUUAGUUGGCCACACUGUAAUAAUUUUGAAUUGAUGUGGUGGAACUUUCCCAGGAUUUUAAAUAUGCCCGACUUUUCCAAUUAUCGAUUAAAUCGGGAAAAUUGUGAUUUGACGGGGGGGAAAACCGAGAAAGUGAAGUUUCAAGCUUUAGUCAAUUGUUACGAUUCGUUGGCUUUUGCUGACGUCAUUUGUGGGAAAAACCGGUUUGAGGAAAGUUUAGAGCGGACAUGGCGGAGCAAAGAAAAGGAUAGUCUGACCCUUGAGGAGAAUUUCUCUCUUUUUAAUAAUUCCACUGAUUUAAGCAAUGAAAUAGCACAAUUUUUAUUAAGUGGUCAAAUAAAUUAUUUUAAGGAUAAUUUUGAUAAUUCAAGGGUUGAGUUUGAUGUUACACUGCCGGGUCAAGACGAACGAAGGUGGCGCUUGAAACAGAUCGGGUCCGAGCAAAGAUUACAGAAAGCUUUAUUACCGGCCGAGUGUCUACACCGAGGAGACUUGGCUUUGGAUUACAUGCCGGCUUUGAGGAGUAUAGCACGGUCUGAAUUCGAGCGAGCGGCACAUAAUACGAAAAGGAGGAACCGUUUUUAUAGCUAUUUGAAUAAUUUAGGGGUUCAUGGGAGUGACAGCAUUUAUAAGUCGGCCUGUGAUGUUUUUAAAAUUUGAGUUGUGUACAUGCGAGAAAUAAAAACAUUUAUUAUUU
Molecule: messenger RNA, 3231 nt
Organism: Tribolium madens (black flour beetle)
Lineage: Eukaryota; Metazoa; Arthropoda; Insecta; Coleoptera; Tenebrionidae
Gene: elg1
Product: ATPase family AAA domain-containing protein 5
Exons: 4
Coding region: 273-3194 (973 amino acids)
Cellular component (GO): nucleus
Molecular function (GO): DNA binding; DNA clamp unloader activity; ATP hydrolysis activity
Source: RefSeq, a predicted model, not a curated record